Penicillium samsonianum is the source of this 1443-nucleotide messenger RNA. RefSeq lists its product as uncharacterized. The transcript has 3 exons. The coding region runs from base 1 to 1443 and encodes 480 amino acids. Gene Ontology annotation, biological process: mitotic spindle organization. The record is from RefSeq and is a predicted model, not a curated record. Lineage: Eukaryota; Fungi; Ascomycota; Eurotiomycetes; Eurotiales; Aspergillaceae. Gene Ontology annotation, cellular component: cytoplasm; dynactin complex.
AUGUCUUUCAAUAAGAAAUAUGCCGGUCUUCCUGAUCUGGACCCAUCCCCAGAUAUUUAUGAAACCCCCGACUUGACCGACGAAGCAUCCACCUUGCCCACUGCCACUAUCCGCACAGACUCCGACCAUGAUGACGCAGGUUCAAACUCCGACAUCGACCGCGAGGGUGUCAACCCGGACCAGGCGCGUAUGCACUUCAUGGGCGCGGCCGUGGAUGCCCGCGACGUCAAUUUCUCAGAUAGCAUUUCAAUGAAGCGGCAGGCUUACCGGAGCAAGAGCAUGAGCCGCCGCCGUCGGCGGAGACCCGAGGACGGGGUAGAGGAGGUCGGUGACCUGAGUGACAGCGAAGACGAGUCGCUUGAGCGGAGGCUUGCGCGGCUACGAAGGGAGGUCGAAGAUCUCAAGGUGGAAAUGGCCAACAAAACCGACGGCGCAAAUGCUGGAAAUGGAUCGUCGCAAGGUGCUGCAGCGGUUGAAAAGUCAGGAGAGAACCUAGGUGAUGGCGUUGCGGAGCUGAGCCGCGCUCUGGACAAUCUGCACGCCUCGAGAGGUGCGGCGAGCUCAUCGCACUCGGCUGCAGCACUACUGUCCCAGAAGCUUGGAUCCCAGACUAGAUCUGCUACAGACGCAAAGACACAACCCUCGGCCGAUGCAUCAAAGGCAGUCUCCACAGUGUCAGCCCCAACUGCCUCUUCUUCGUCAGGGCUCCUCUCUCACGCGGCAGCAUUCGACGGUCGCCUAACGCUUCUUGAAAGCUCCAUCGGUAUUUCAAGUUCAUCCAACCCCUUCAUCGCCGACGGCGUCAACGACUCAACGUCGCACCCAGUCCUCCCAGCUCUGGACCAGCUCACCUCCCGGCUCUCAGCACUCACCGGACUUCUCGUUGGCACGGGCCCUGCAUCCGGAGCGCCAGGAGUAGCCAAUGCCGCGCCAGGCAUGACAACCCCACACCUGGAAGCUCUUUCCACGCGAGUGCGAAAGUUGACCACCGACGCCGAAGCGCUCACCGCAGCCCGCAGAAAAGCCUUCGAGGCCGCAAAGGCCGUCCACAAUGCCCGUCUAGCAAGUUCUGACGCCGACAUCGUCCCCGCACUAGAAGCAUCGACCGACGACGACCACGCCGCCAAAAUACAAGCUCUCUACACCACCCUCCCAACCAUCCAGUCCCUGCAUCCCCUGCUCCCCGGCGUUCUCGAGCGUCUGCGCUCUCUGCGCGCCUGCCACGCCGGCGCAGCCCAUGCGGCGGACUCACUCAACGAGCUCGAAAAGCGCCAUGCCGAGAUGGCGUCGGAGAUCGAGCAGUGGCGUGAAGGUCUAACGACCGUCGAAGAGAAGAUGCAACAGGGUGAAGCUGCCCUCCGCUCUAACGUGGAGACUGUCGAGCCCUGGGUGCGCGACUUGGAGUCUCGUCUGGCGCGUUUGGAAGGUCCCUCGGCAUUGUAA